CAAAAUACUUCAAAAGCGCAGCGACCUCGACAAGUCUGUGCGCCACAAGAGCCGUCAGAAGUACCAGGAGUUUCUCGAGGAGCAGACCAUUCGCAACGAGCGGAACAAGCAGCUCGUCCACAUGCUGGAGCGGAUUGAUGAGCAAACCGUUGCCAUGUCGCAACGCAGCGAACGGCUUAAGAUGAUGAAGCUGCAAUAUCAAAUGUACUUUGCGAAAUUGGUGCAGAAUCAAACAUUGCGUUGCAUACAACAGCAGACGGGGCAGGCAGCUGGCGGAGCUGGAGUUGCGGCAGCGGGUGGUGGUGCGGGCAUGCCCAUCCAAGUGCUGGUGCCACCCCAGGCGGCUGCUGCAGCUGCGCCUCCACAAUGGACACUUGCCAUGGCCACACCCACACAUGGAGGAGGCAUGCUGCUAACGCCCCAGUUUGCAGCACCAAAUGCUCCAGUUGCUCCAGGUCCGAUCCCUAUGCCCGCUACUCCGCAGGGCCUGUACUAUCCAGAGCUUUAUGGGGCCACGGGUAACGCUCCACUUGGCACCUCAAACUUGUUCGAUCUGCGCGCCACAUUGCGCGCCUUUGAUAAUGAGAAUGCCGAUUUGCCGGAGCGCAUGACUCACUUCAACGCAGCCACAGCCACAGCCACGGCCAGCCAGGCUGCACUGACAGGUGAUUAUCAGGCAGAGGCAAGUGGCAGAGUCACACCGGCUUCAGCAUCGGCAGCAGCACGAGGAGGAGGAGGAGCAGCAGGAGGAGGACGUGCAGACGAUGGAGUAGCAUCCACGACAACAUCCAUUUCGUUGGCAGGCCAAGACAAAGGUGCGCGGCAACUGAGCAGCACAUCCUCGACACUGGCAACAUCCUCGUUGACAUUUGAUAAAUUGCCAAAGACGUCCUCCUCGAUGACGUUAACGGAGAUGCCACUGGCACCGCCACAGCCACUGACGACUACUGCUGCUGCUGCUGCUGCUGCUGCAUUCACUGCUGUCGAUGACGUUGGUGGGCAACCGCAAAUGGCAGGAGGAGCAGCAACAGCAACACAGAGAGGCCAAGAGCUGCGUAGGAGCUGGAGUCGAGAGCAGGAUCACGAGCAGGAGAUGCCUGAAAUGGCUGCCUGGACAAAUUCACGCGUGACUAAAGUCGAGUAUGAAAAAUCACCAACUGUCGUUGGCCAUAAUGAGCCCGGCCAGAGACAGCCUCAGCAGCAGCAGCAGCACAACUUUGAAGCGUACUUUGGUGAGCUAAAAAUCGAUGAGCCCUGGCAGCCAGGAGCAACACCAUCACCAUCACCAUCAGCGUCACAAUCCAUGGGACGAACAGCCAGCACGGCCGGAGACAAACGCCAACUAAACGUGCGUCCCGGCGAGGGCGCGAAAGGAGACGCAGGCGAAGGUGAGGGUAUAUCCGUGGGAGGUAAAGUUUGCCUCAGCAACGAUUUGCUGGACGAAGUCAUAGCCAGUCGUGCGGCACUGGCAAAAGCAGCGGCUGCGGUUGAUGAGCAGCUAGCAAGAGGUAAUCAAUUGUCGCCGCCAGGCGGCAACAACGAACGGGGCUACGCGGCCACCCCUGCUGCGUCCUCCAGCAGCAGUUCGUGGAACCCUAGGCCCGGAGUGUCGAUUGAGAAUAUUGAAAAUGCCAUUUACGGCGAACGUUUGACAGGAACUGCGACAGCAGCAGCCCCAGUCCUAGCCCCAGCAGCAGCAGCAGCAGCGAUAGAAGCACCAACGCAGGGAUUUUUCGAGAAUUCGGUAACCAAUACAUAUCCGCAGGAGCUGGCGGACCAACAGCACCAACAGGAGGUGCAGAGGGAGCGGCAGCCGGAGCCAGAGGUUACCGAUUAUGGCCAAUACGAUGCCAGCAGCUAUGGCGAAGCCAGCGAGCCCAUAUAUGCCAGCAUCGAUUCCACCAGCCAGCAGCAGCAACACCAGCAACAACAAGGGGCAACGGGAGAGCCGCUUUAUAGCGAAAUCGGAAAUCCCACAGACUAUCAGCAGUAUGCAACGGAUGCGAGUGCAGAGGUCGCAGCUGGAGCUGCAGCAGGGACAGAAACUGAUGCAACUGCAGCUGCUGCUGCUGGGACUGGGGGUGCCGAGGCGGGAGGCACAAUGCAACAGGAGUACUCCAAUAUUGAUUACGGCAACUACGAGGCCGGACAGUACGCGGCCGGCUAUGAUCCCAAUGCCUAUCCGGGCUACAUAUACGAUGAGGCCACUGGCCAGUACAUAGCCGAUCCCAAUGACGCUCAGUACGCGCCGGAUGGCAGCUAUGCCGGGCAGGAGUACGAUGCCAAUGCCGCCAACUACGACUAUGGAUCUUAUGCCGAACAGGAACAACAGCAGCAGCAGCAGCAGCAAGAGGAACUGCAACAGAUGCAGUCACAGGAGCAGGGACAACAGGAACAACAGGAGCAACAGGAAGCGUAUCCCAUGGACAAUGACAAUGGCCAGAAUGCGAUGGAAGUGGAGCAGAGCCCCGCACUGGCAGCGACACCGCCCGUCGAGGGGAAAGUGGAACCAGCCGCCGCCACCACGCCCGUGCCAGCCUCAAAGCCUGUCAAACCCACGUCGAUACUCUCGACGACAGACAAACAAGCGGCGCCUAAUGAUGCGCAACAGCAGCAGCAGCAGAAGAAGAAGAAGCGCGUUAAUUUCGUUGACAGCAGCGAAACGGAUGAUAGCUCAAGCGCGAAACCAUCCCCAGCCGCAGCCGCAGCUUCGGCAUCGGCGCCUGCCCUGUCUCUGGGCCCAACUUCUGGACCACCUCCGGCAGGAGCAGCAGAAACUGGAGCUGGUGGAGGAGCAGGCAUGGCCGCAACCACAGCCGCUGGCGGCAGCGAGAGUGAUUUCGAUUUUUCAACGGGCAGCGAGGCGAAGAAUUAGAACAAGCUGCAAAACAGUUGAAGCUCUAAUUUGUUGCCAUUUGGGUUAACCAAUGAGCGCCCAAUCGCGCGACCCAUUCAAAGUGAACGAACGAACGCCUCGCCUCGCCACGAUUUAUAGCCAAUGCAUUUUUCACUUCACUUCCGCAAGAGCAAAAAGAAACACAGAGAGAAAAGCUGCAAAUAAACGAGACAGAGAGUGAGAGAGAGAGAGAAAGAAGCUUCAAAGCCAACAAAAGAGCGAACCGAGUGAGGUGUGGGCGAAAAUGCUAACAAAAAAUAAUAGUGGGCCAGCGGAAACGGAAAUGGAAAUGGAAGAAACUCAAUCAACACAAAAGUUGCUGCUGUGCACAGCAGGAGGCAGCAGAAAAGUCCCAAAAAAAUAUUCGACAGUUGCUUAAUUCAAUUAUCUUAGAUGCUUGAAA
Messenger RNA from Drosophila subobscura, 3299 nucleotides. RefSeq names its product AF4/FMR2 family member lilli. Bases 122 to 2875 code for a protein of 917 amino acids. Gene Ontology annotation, cellular component: Set1C/COMPASS complex. NCBI's taxonomy places the organism in Eukaryota, Metazoa, Arthropoda, Insecta, Diptera, Drosophilidae. The transcript has 3 exons. The record is from RefSeq and is a predicted model, not a curated record.